Molecule: messenger RNA, 243 nt
Organism: Sclerotinia borealis F-4128
Lineage: Eukaryota; Fungi; Ascomycota; Leotiomycetes; Helotiales; Sclerotiniaceae
Source: the annotation of a GenBank genome assembly
AUGCCUAUUUCCAAAAAAGAUAGAAUUUCUCGCGAGCACAAGAAGGCCGAUAAGGAAGGUACCCGCGCCCCGGUCAAGGCCAACGGUCUCCCAGUCAAAGCCGUCGCACCAAAGUCAAAAUGCGAGUUUUGCAAAAUGGAGUUGGUCAACACAAACGUAGCACAAUUGAUAAGCCAUGCCACGAAGCACGAAGACAAGGGAUGGACCAAGGAGAAGUGCUGGCCCAAUGAUUUCACCGCAUAG